This is a messenger RNA of Cutaneotrichosporon cavernicola, 2121 nucleotides long. RefSeq lists its product as uncharacterized. Lineage: Eukaryota; Fungi; Basidiomycota; Tremellomycetes; Trichosporonales; Trichosporonaceae. The record is from RefSeq and is a predicted model, not a curated record. The coding region runs from base 1 to 2121 and encodes 706 amino acids. The transcript has 7 exons.
AUGGAUCUCGACCGAGCGUCAGGGCCAAAGGACAAGCGGGGUAGCGUCAGCUCGAGCCCAGGUUCGAGUCCCGCAGAAGCGGUUGACAAGGGCAAACAGCCGGGCAAGAGCAGCGGGAGCGGGAGUGGGAGUGCCGACAACAAGUGGGUUGAGAGUGUCGACUAUGCGUACGAGUAUGUGCCGGUCACCCAGAAGCGCGAGGGGCGCAAAAACAUUCAAUACGAACUAAUCAUGCGCCAAGAACCACAACAAGCACGCAUGUGUGGCGUUGGAGAGAAGUCGGAUCGCCGACCUGUCGACCCAACUCCCAUCAUCCAACUCAAGGUCAAGACGGACAAGGGCGAAGAGAUUACGCCCAUGGGCAAUGACGGCAAGGGAAGGAGUAACGGCCAGCUGUACAUGCAGAACCCAUACUACUUCCUCUUUGCCUGCCUCGUGGGUGGCGAUGACCAGGACUCUGAGCUGCAUGUCAUUGAUGACGGCCGCACACGCUUUCUAACUGGCACGCCAGUAUCAUCACUCUAUCACCUCAAGGACAUUGACAACAAGGACGCCGCGUUCUUCGUCUUCCCCGAUUUGGGUGUUCGUAAGGAGGGAAGUCAGGAGGUCUACUACUGCACGACAGUUCACACGCAAACAUUCUCCGUCUACUCAGCCAAGAAAUUCCCCGGCAUGCAGAAGGCGACAGAGCUAUCCAGGGUAUUCGCCGAACAAGGGCUCAAAAUCCGUGUUCGCAAGGACCCACGUCCUGCCCGAAACAAACCAGCUGGCAAGCGACCCAAGAGCGCAGGAAUGUCGGAUGAUGAGGACCCGUACAACCAGAAGCGUCACCGACCCGGAAGCCAGGCUGCCUAUCUCGGUCUCGAGGGACCUCGUUACCCCAGCGACCCUCCAUACGCCAGCUAUCCACCGCCCCCCAACAACGGCUACUAUGCGCAGUACGGACACGGUGGCGGUGGUCCCAUGGCGCCCCCACCUCCGCCGGCGUUUGAUGGGUACCGCCCUGGCUCGUCGGGGGGUCCUCCCCCUCAUCACAUGCCGCCUGGCGCACCUCCUCCUCCUCCUCCUCACCCUCCUCCUCCGACGGCGUACCCUGGUCCGUCGUACUCGUACCCGCCUAAUUACGGCCCAGGGUACCAGAGGCAAGCUGGCCGACACUCGCUCCCUCCCAACUAUCCCCCGGAAGCAGCAUAUGGCAACUACCCCCCCGGGCCCCCUCCUCCCAAUGCCGCGCCGUACGACCCUCGCUGGGCGGACCGUGACCCUCGCGACGCACCUCCUCGUCAUCGCGAUCCGCGCGAGGAGAUGCGCGUCCCGCGGGAGAUGUCGGUGCCCCGCGAUCCUCGCGAAAUGUCAGUGCCUAGGGACCCGCGCGAAAUGUCGGUUCCUCGGGAUCCUCGGGAGCUGAGUGUGCCUCUUCGCGAGGUACCUCCUCGAGACCCCCGCGAACUAACACCGCGAGACCCCCGCGACCCCCGAGAGAUGCCUCCGCGUGAUCACCGCGAGCUGCAGCCGCGCGACUAUCGCGACCCGCGCGAGGUGUACGCACAUGACAUGCGCGACCCGCGUGUCGAUCCUCGAGGGGACCCUCGCUACGAUCCCCGUGUCGACCCUCGUGUUGAUGCUCGUGUUGAUCGUCGCGUCGAUCCUCGUGUCGAUCCUCGCGUUGACCAUCGUGUUGACCCGCGCCUUGAACAUCGGGUCGAUCCUCGCGCGGAUCCGCGCUAUGACCAGCGUGACCCGUACUACCGUGGCCCCGAGCCCGAUCAUCCGCCUCGCAGUGCCGGAUCAAUCCGCCCUCCUGUUCACCAACCCCCAGUCGACCGGCAUAGACCCACCACGGCACCCGCGCCCCGCGAGCACCAGUACCACCACCCCCAUCGCCCUCCCCAUCGCCCUCCCCCGCCGCAGCGCCUGCCUUCUAUGUCGUCGCGCAUGGACGCGCCGCCCAGCCUUGGCACAUACCAUCGCGACCCUCGUGACCGUGAGGACGGCUCGCGUCCUGGGUCUGGCUGGAGCCAGGAUUCGCGCAGGUCGCACUCGUACCGCUCGAACGAGCGGCCGGGCUCACCAGACGCAAAGCCCACUGGCCGGAUGGGCCUCGGCCACCUGGUCGACUGA